Messenger RNA from Lachancea dasiensis, 1110 nucleotides. NCBI's taxonomy places the organism in Eukaryota, Fungi, Ascomycota, Saccharomycetes, Saccharomycetales, Saccharomycetaceae. The record is from the annotation of a GenBank genome assembly.
AUGUUUCCCAAGAGAGGCUUCUUGUUCCUACAGAAAAGGGCCAUAUCGGGCACCAAGACAGCAACUACAACUCCGUCGGCCCCCAAAAGACGCAGAAGUACAACAUUUUCCGAUGCCCUCAAUAAGGGUCCGUCGUUCGAGGAUUUUGUCAACGGGAAGGCUGCCCGCGUCGUUUUGGAUCCUUUGCAGCAAGCAAGGCAAAAUACAGAGGAGACCACCAGGCUGCCAAAGUGGCUCAAAGUGCCUAUCCCAAAAGGGUCCAACUUCCACAAAUUGAAGAAAGAUGUACGAGAGUUGAAACUCAGCACCGUGUGCGAGGAGGCCAAGUGUCCUAACAUCGGAGAGUGUUGGGGCGGGGACGACAAGUCCAAAGCCACCGCGACCAUCAUGCUGUUGGGUGAUACUUGUACUCGUGGAUGUCGGUUCUGCUCUGUCAAGACCGAUAGGACACCUGCGAAGCCGGAUCCAAUGGAACCCGAAAAUACGGCGGAAGCCAUUUCUAGAUGGGGCCUGGGUUACGUGGUGUUGACUACGGUUGACAGAGAUGAUUUACCAGAUGGUGGAUCGCACCACCUGGCGGAAACUGUACAAAAGAUAAAACAAAAGUCUCCGAAGACUUUGGUGGAAACGUUGUCAGGAGAUUUCAGAGGUGAUCUUGACAUGGUCAAAGUCAUGGCACAAAGUGGAUUAGACGUAUAUGCUCACAAUUUGGAGACUGUGAAGGAGUUGACUCCGCAUGUAAGAGACAGGAGAGCUACUUACGCCCAAUCUCUCAGCGUAUUAAACCAUGCUAAGAAGUGUGUUCCAACUGUUCUGACGAAAACGUCUCUGAUGCUCGGACUGGGUGAGACUGAUGAGCAGGUGCUACAAACGCUAAAGGAUUUGCGGGCUAUUGACUGCGAUAUUGUAACGUUUGGGCAGUAUAUGAGACCCACAAAGAGACACAUGAAGGUUGUGGAAUACGUUAAUCCGGAAAAGUUCGACUAUUGGAAAGCAAAGGCACUUGAACUAGGAUUUCUAUACUGUGCAUCAGGCCCCUUGGUCAGGUCUUCCUAUAAAGCAGGCGAAGCCUUCAUCGAAAACGUCUUGAGAAAGAGAAAUACUCAGUAG